Molecule: messenger RNA, 632 nt
Organism: Rhododendron vialii
Lineage: Eukaryota; Viridiplantae; Streptophyta; Magnoliopsida; Ericales; Ericaceae
Product: auxin-responsive protein SAUR21-like
Exons: 1
Coding region: 115-426 (103 amino acids)
Biological process (GO): response to auxin
Source: RefSeq, a predicted model, not a curated record
CAGUGAGUGUAAAACCAACACAAUAAAUUCAUCCUCUUACAAAAUUUCAACUUGUUCUGCACAUCCUUCACUUCUUUUUCUUGCUCGUUAACUGGAUAAUACCAACUGAAAACAAUGGCCAUUCGCAUGCCUUGGAUUAUGCAUGCCAAACAAGUCCUUCGACGGUCAUCUUUGACAGCAGCAAACAAAGCAGCUUCAUCCUCAUCAUCAACAGACGUUCCGAAAGGUCAUUUUGCAGUUUAUAUUGGAGAGAGCGAAAAGAAGCGGUUCGUGAUCCCGGUAUCGUACUUGAACAAUCCUUCAUUUCAAGACUUGUUAGGUCAAGUUGAGGAAGAAUAUGGAUUUCAUCACUCAAUGGGCGGUCUUACUAUUCCAUGCAGCGAAGACAUCUUCAUCGAUCUCACUGCUCGAUUGGGUGGAUCAUGAUUCUUUGAUAGAGAGGACACUUGUUAGCGUAUUUUGACAGACACAAUUUUGUAAACCAGGAAUUAACCAUUUCUUUGUACGAGUCUAUUUGUUUCCCUUUGUUAAGGACAGACUAAUGACAUUUUCUUACGUAAAGGCAAAAUCUUCACGGCUUUGAUUCUUCUCCUUUUUUGGUUUUUAUAUGGGAUUGUGCAGUUUUUGAGUCG